Molecule: messenger RNA, 369 nt
Organism: Eutrema salsugineum
Lineage: Eukaryota; Viridiplantae; Streptophyta; Magnoliopsida; Brassicales; Brassicaceae
Product: ubiquitin-conjugating enzyme E2 11
Exons: 1
Coding region: 1-369 (122 amino acids)
Source: RefSeq, a predicted model, not a curated record
AUGGCCCCUAAGACAUGGAUCAUGACUCAUCUGAGGGAGUUGCUGCGGUUUCCGGUGAGUGGGUUUGGUGCAGGGCCGGUGGCAGAAGACAUUUACGAAUGGCAAGAAACGCUGUUGGGCCCCCCUAGUAAACCAUACGAAGGGGGCAUCUUCUUCAUCUCCAUCCAUGUCCCAUCAGAGUACCCCUUCAAGCCACCAAUGGUGUCGUGGAAGACGCUGAUUCUGCACCCCAACAUCGACAUGCUGCUUCACCCUAAGGUGGAGGAAGAGGACAACUACCUCGCAGACGUCGCACGCAUGUGCAUCUUGGAACCGGAGAGGUUCAAGAAGGAGGCCCGCCUGAUGACCGAGGCACACGCCAUGGAUUAA